GUGCAAAUCUAAAUGUCCCCGAAAACUUUGAAAAUUUAGUCAAAGAAAACAACGAGUCAGAAAUAAAAUCUUUAAUGUUCAACGGAUAUGAUUUUGGAAACCAUCUUAUUAGUGUGACCCGUUCAACAUCCAACUGGUAUCCAGUCGACGGAGGGAAUAUCAAGAUUGUCGUCGAGGAACAUUUGAUGGGAAAUAGAAUGAUAAACGUCUCUGUAAAUGUGAACGACAAUAUAUUCAUUAUAAAUAAAGAUGAAUCAGCUUAUAAAAGUUCAUCCAGUCAAUUAGAUGAACGGAUUUUUACUGCUCUUUUGUCUAACGGAUUGAAUAUUGCAGUCAAAUCUGAUCAAAUAUCUGUUCCUUGUGAUAAUUCCUACAAUUCUAAUAACGAGAUGCUGAGUAUAGACGAUGCACAAAUAGAGAAUUUUGAGGUUUUUCUAUUCAGUAAUUAA
Octopus sinensis (East Asian common octopus) is the source of this 449-nucleotide messenger RNA. RefSeq lists its product as uncharacterized. NCBI's taxonomy places the organism in Eukaryota, Metazoa, Mollusca, Cephalopoda, Octopoda, Octopodidae. The record is from RefSeq and is a predicted model, not a curated record. The coding region runs from base 75 to 449 and encodes 124 amino acids. The transcript has 4 exons.